Ochotona princeps (American pika) is the source of this 945-nucleotide messenger RNA. RefSeq names its product olfactory receptor 10T2-like. Gene Ontology annotation, molecular function: G protein-coupled receptor activity; olfactory receptor activity. Lineage: Eukaryota; Metazoa; Chordata; Mammalia; Lagomorpha; Ochotonidae. The record is from RefSeq and is a predicted model, not a curated record. The transcript has a single exon. Bases 1 to 945 code for a protein of 314 amino acids. Gene Ontology annotation, biological process: G protein-coupled receptor signaling pathway. Gene Ontology annotation, cellular component: membrane.
AUGAAAAGACAAAACCAGAGUGUGGUCACCGAGUUCAUCCUGAUAGGAUUCUCAAAUCUGGGGAAUCUACAGAGCCUCCUCUUCUUUAUCUUCUUACUAGUCUACCUGACCACUUUGAUGGCCAACCUCACGAUCAUGACUGUCAUUCGCUUGGACAGGACUUUGCACACCCCAAUGUACUUCUUCCUGUUUAUCCUUUCUUGUUCCGAAACCUGCUACACCUUGGUUAUUGUGCCAAAAAUGCUAGCUAAUCUUCUCUCCACAUAUCCAAGUAUUUCUUUCUCUGGAUGUGCAGCCCAGAUGUAUUUCUUCGUAGGCUUGGCUUGCACCAACUGUUUUCUCAUUGCUGUGAUGGGUUAUGAUCGCUACGUUGCCAUCUGCAACCCUCUCAACUACAUGAUCAUUGUCAGCAAAGCCACCUGCAUGCAGUUAAUUCUCGCCUCCAGCUUUUGUGGUUUCCUCAUCUCUAUGGUUGUCAACAUCCUGGUGUUUAGUCUGCCCUUCUGUGCUUCCAAUCAGAUCAACCACUACUUCUGUGAUAUUUUCCCAGUCCUAAAACUCGGGUGUACAGAUACCAACCUGAAGGAGAUGACCAUCUUUUUGCUCAGCAUUCUGGUGUUGCUGGUUCCUUUUGUGCUGAUCUUCAUCUCUUAUGUCUUCAUUGUUUCCACCAUCCUCAAGAUCUCCUCCUUAGAGGGACAGUGCAAAGCCUUUGCCACCUGUGCCUCCCACCUCACAGUGGUCAUUGUCCACUAUGGCUGUGCUUCCUUCAUCUACUUGAGACCCACAGCCCUGUACUCCUCUGAUAAGGACCUGCUGGUAGCAGUGACCUACACUGUGAUCACCCCACUGCUCAACCCACUUGUCUACACGCUGAGAAACAAAGAAGUGAAGACAGCUCUGAGGAGGAUUGUGAGCAGAUAUUCAUUUUCCAAAAUCUUGUAA